GGAGGGGAGAGGAGAGGAAUAAAAACCUCAGCAGUCAGUCAGAGAGGUGUGGGACCAGGACCAGGAAAGACGCACACACACACACACACACACACACACACACACACACGUGGAGGAAAGAAACGGAGCUCCACUUCUAAAGGAGGGAUAUUAAAGAAAUAACCCGGAAUCACAACGAGAAGUCAGUGUAAUGAGGGGGCAGAGACACAGCAAUGGUCCCGGAGGAGCCAAAUAGGUGACUGGAAAGAAAACGCGUCUUUGUUAUCUUCUGCCCAUUGAUUAAGAUAAAUUAACCAGCAGCCCCGGAGAGUGGGAGAGAAGAAGGAUUCAUGGAAAACCCCUGGAGGAGGAGGUGGAGGACGCAGGCGGUGCGAUGGAAGUUGCUGAGGAACUCGCUGCUACUUUGUUUACUCACCGGCGGCAGUGAAGCCCAGUGUGAAGGCUGCAUGGAGUACUGCUGCGAUGGAUCGCCACCUUUCUGCUGCUCCUACUACGCCUACGUCGGGGACGUCCUCUCGGGCACUGCCAUCUCGGGCAUCGUGUUCGGCGUGGUGUUUCUGAUGGGGGCGGUGGCGGCCCUGUUCCUGUGCGUGUGCAUGUGCAUGAAGAACGGACGCAGCGCUCGGGUCGACGUGUUCAGAACCUCCUACAUCAACACUGUGACCCAGGGCUACCCAGGUCCUCCACCUCCCUACACCUACGACUACGAGAUGUACCCUCCAUCGCUGCACCCCCCGCCUUACACCCCAACUCAGCCCCAGCCGGCCAACUACUCGCCGCCUCCUCCGUACCCGGGCUGCACCCGCAAGUGAAGCCCUGCAGCACGGAUCACCUACAGGCCAGCUCACAGGAAGCUGUCAUGGGGGGGGUGUUAAAGACAAUUUUCAGGGUGGCCCAGUGCAAUAUUGUUCAGCAAGCCAGAAUUCCCAGCUAUGUGCCUGCAAGGUGUAAAAUGUCCCUGCAUUUCUGCUGGAGUCUGGAGCAAAUGGUGGGGAAAUGAAUGAUAAUUCCAACACUGUCGCUCAGGACUGCCCCACAUUCUGAUAGACUAAAGCCUGAGGCCGGUACUGAUAAACCAAUAUUCUUAUCCGUCCCUGACUGUGCACAUCAAAGGCCCGGCGCCGCUUUGAUGGAGGUGAAGACCACUUUUGUCAGCAUAGAGGGGAACCUCGCGUCGCUGGAGGAGAAAAGUAUUUCUAGGACACUGUGUGGACUCUGCUUUUAUGGAAAUGUACCUUUUUUUUUUUUAAAUCUUGAUUUAUGUCAGUGACUGAGGUGGAUGUGGAUGAUUAAAGAUGUUUCAAACAAUUCAGGUCUGGCCCUGUCAUGUGUGGACACAAAGAGAUAAUGACUAAUGCUGACUUUGAAAGGAAUGGGUUGUUACAGUCUAUGGUUGUGUUUUUUUUUAUGGCCUUAAUUGAAACAAUGUGAGGGUGAAAACUGAAGAUGGGAUCACAUCAUAUGCAUUUGAAAAUGUGUUUUCUUAUUUUUUUUGUUGCCAGCUUUUUUUUUUAAUUGUGAAGCAUUCAUAAUUUUGAAUUGCAGUUGUAGGCUAAUUAAGGUGUGUAAAUGAGAGUGAAUUGAUCUCACUGUGCUAUGGCUGAUACAUGUGAUGGAAGACUGUGAAUGAUGGAAAGGGGUUCAACUGUAAUAACUUGAUUA
Molecule: messenger RNA, 1662 nt
Organism: Anoplopoma fimbria (sablefish)
Lineage: Eukaryota; Metazoa; Chordata; Actinopteri; Perciformes; Anoplopomatidae
Gene: cyyr1
Product: cysteine/tyrosine-rich 1
Exons: 4
Coding region: 330-812 (160 amino acids)
Source: RefSeq, a predicted model, not a curated record